AUGGUGCACAGCAACAGCAGAACAUUGCACAGCAACAGCAGAACUUGGCACAGCAACAGGCAGCACAACAGGCAGCCCAGCAGGCAGCAGGCAGCCCAGCAGGCAGCCCAACAAGCUGCUCAGAUCAACCAACCAGGUGGUGUUCAGCCUAAUGACCUUGUUUAUCAGGCUCAAGGACAAGGGCAAUUUCAAGGACAGGGGCAAGGUCAAGGACAAGAGGCUGUCCAGAACAUGAACCAGAAUGUUAACCAGGACAAUCUCAACAUGAAUGCUAAUGUACCAAAUGCUGGACAGGAUCCCAACAACCAAAACCAGAUGGCGGGAGCUGACUUGAUGCAAGGACAAGGUCAAGGUCAAGGUCAAGAAGUUGUGAACAAUGAACAACAUCAAAUGCAUGCCCCGAACAUGGAUGGUGCUAACCAAGAAGCAGCCAAUCAGAAUCAGUCUGUAGCAAGCAAUCUCUCUGGCCAGAACAACAAGACAGCAGUGGGUCAGCACAACCCAGCUGAAGGAAGACAAACUGAAAAGCCCCUUGAUGAUCUCAAGCCAGUAAAAGACAAGGCAGUAGAAGCCAAACACAAAACUACCUUAGCGCCAAAGUCCAAACUGGACUCCCUCUUUGGGGACGAUGCUGCCAUUAAGUCUCAGAAAAAGGAAUCUUUCAGAGAUAAACUGCUUGGCCUGAAGCGGAAUGUUGAUGGUGAUGUCAUUGACAAAGAGGGUCAUGCUGACGAUGUCAAAGUGGUAGAUGUCUUUGAUAACCUCAAAGUUGAUCCAGGAAAGCCACAGGAAGUGAAGGAAAAGGCUUCUGGGAAUAACACAGAUCCCAUUGCACCAGGUCAUGAUGAACAGGCGGUUGGCGUUGCAAUGAAUUCUACCAAGUCGGAUGGAAAUGAAGGGAACGUGUCCCAGAAAGAGGCAGUUGGCGUGGCAAUGAAUGCUCCUAAAUCUCCUGAGAAUGAAGGGAACGCAUCCCAGAAAGAGGCAGUUGGCGUGGCAAUGAAUGCUCCUAAAUCUCCUGAGAAUGAAGGGAACGCAUCCCAGAAAGAGGCAGUUGGUAUGGCAAUGAAUGCUUCCAAGUCUGGUGGGAAUGAAGGGAACGUUUCCCAGAAAGAGGCAGGUGGUGUGGCAGUGAAUGAUACCAAACCUGAUGGACAUGAAGGGAACGUGUCCCAGAACCAGGCAGUUGGCCUGGCAGUGAAUCCUCCUAAGUCUCCCGAGAGUGAAGAAAGCGAGUCCCAGAAACAGGCAGUUGGCGUGGCAAUGAAUGCUCCUAAGUCUGCUGAGAAUGAAGGAAAUGUGUCCCAGAAAGAGGCAGUUGGCUUGGCACUGAAUGCUCCUAAAUCUCCUGAUAAUGAAGGAAACAAAUCCCAGAAAGAGGCAGUUGGCCUGGAAGUGAAUCCUCCGGAGAAUGAUGAAAGCAAGUCUCAGAAACAGGCUGUUGAGGAGAAGCCCAAGAUAGACACCCAUCAGGAAGCCAUACAACAACCAGCUCAGGGACAAGAUCAGGUAGCUGAUGUCGUGAUGCAAGCCAAGGCUCCCCAGGCUCCUCAGGCUCCUCAGAAUGAAGGCGAGGCCCAGAAACAGAAUGAAGGUGAUGUGGAUGUUGACAAAAUCCAUCCUCCAGGUUUACCUGAUGAUAUAGCUGAUGAUAAAGAAAUUCAGGAGCAACGUCUCCAGCUGGAUGAGAAUAAGGGUGGCGAGGUGAAGGUAGACUUGGAGCAGCCUGUCAAUGUGGAUGUGCCUGGAGGCAAGGACUCGGUUGAAGUGGUUGGCAACCAGGGCUUUCAGGAUGUUCAUCCGGAUGUGAUGGCAAACCAGGGUCAAAUCUUCAAACCUGAUUUCAACAACCAGGUUAUGGGAGACAACAAGCCCCAGGUAGACGCUCAAGACAACCAGCUGGGCCUCAACCAUGACAACAGGAUACAGAACGAGGGGCCAGUUAAUCUACAGGUCCAAGAGCCACUGCUUCCCAAUAGGAACUUUGAUGAGGACAAACACAUCCCACAACAACAGCUUCCCCCACGGAAUGAUGCUGACCAGGUUGGGAAUGAGGCUCCACCUCUCCAGCCUCAGGGUCAAGGGCAAAUGAUGAUCCCAAACUUUGGUCUUGGAAAGAACAUGGGCAAGGUAUUUAUGGAUGGUGAUGUGCAGGUGGAAGGAGAAGAGGAGGAGGAGGAGGAAGAUGAGGAACAAUAUAAUGAUGACAAUGUAGAUAAGUAUGAGAUGGAUGACACAGCAGACAAGGACACACUGCAGGAGCAAAUGGACGUCUGAUGUCAGUCGUCUCUGCUACAGGAAGAAGAAAAGAAGCUCCUAUGCCGCACGUUGAUAUGUAAAUCCAUUGGCAGCCUUGUGGGAAUUGUUGACAGCCAUAUUGGAUUUGGAGGGCACUAUGUUGGUUUUUGAGGCAGCCAUUUUAGAUUUGCUGGUAGAUACCGUGGAAGAUUUGGCUGUUUCAUCGUUUGGGAGCUCUGGUGGAGUGUUGACAGAGGUUAAUUCCAUUAUCUCAGGUUGUUUUACAGAAAGUUGUAUGCUACCAUGUUUAUAAGGUCUGUCAACAGCAACAGGUUAACCUGCGUUGUUGAUAUACAAAUGUCCAUUUUAAUAUGCACUGUAUUAUCUUAGUGGGAAAAUGGUAUAACAUGUGGGAAUCAUUGACCAAAGGCAUUUUGGUAAUUAACAGAUACAUAGACAUUUGAGUAUCUAUUUGUUUGGGAAACAUAUUUUCUGUGAUUGGGUAUUCAGGUGAUUACAGAAUAAGAUACAAUGGUGGGUUUUAAUGCUGGAAUAUUUAGUCAACCUUUUGUGAUAUGUAAUAGUGCACAGGCUGUGGUGAAAGUAAUAUUCAUUGAGGAUUUUUAUCAGUUUGGUUAAUAUGGUUACAAUUUCUUUUCUGAAACCGUCCAGUCAUCAAUUCAGAAAGUAAGUACAAAUAUAAUGCUACUUUCCUUUCUUCUAAAACACAUUUUAAGGGUAAAACAAUCACAUGGUAAAUUGCCUGUGUGCAAAAAUUGCCUUUGGAUUUGAACAUAGUGAAUGAAUCUCAGAGCUUGGUAUGAAUCAUUAAGAAUGUGUUGUUGUUGUAUAAAUACUUACACCAAGAAAAUAAUAGUUACCUAAUUUGUCACAGAUGUCUGACAUUCCUUCAAGAUGAACUGUGUGUCAUCGAUUGGUAGAAGCUGAAGUGUUGAAAAUAUUUGCAUUUCUGGAACAGUUUAAUUUUUAUUGGUUUUGGUCUUGUCUUAGUUUCAGGUUUGGAAACAUCAUAAAUGUGAAACAUUUUUAGAAAUUACCCAUCUCUUAGGGGAAUUAUUGAGCAAGUCUUUGUCAUCAUUUUUAUGUAUCUUUGUCAGACAAAUGGCAUCAAUGUGAUGCAUGCAAAUGUGUUGCGUAUAUCUUUGGUAUAUGCUGUUCAUAAUUAAUGAUACUGCCAUUUCUCUGUUUCCUUCUGGAAUUGUGGAGGACUGAGAUUUAAAAAUUUAUUCAUGUUUGCAAACUUUCAAUAUUUCAGCUAUAUGCAGCGGCCUGUAAAUGAUCGAGUCUGAACCAGACAAUCCAGUGAUCAACAUCAUAAACAUCAAUUAACUUGUGGAUAAGUUUGAAUGCAACAUGUAAUUCAAAUCCUUUUGACAUAUCUUUGUUUUAGUUUAAACAAAAUCACUAAAUGUGGUAGUGUCACUGGAUAUUCUGGUCCAUCACUUGAUUGUCUCAUGGCAGGUGUACUCCUGUUGGGAAUCAGGCAACAAUCAAUCACCUUUCAAUACAAAUUGUGUUUGUGGUUGGUGCUUCAAGUUGACUUGGACAUGCUUACCCAUGGUAGUCGGGUAGUCCGCUCGUCACGCCUCACGCCGAAGCCCCGGGGUCAAUUCCCCACAAGGGCACAAUGUGUGAAGCCCAUUUCUGAUGUGCUCUGCCGUGAUAUUGCUGGAAUAUUGCUUAAAAGUGACAUAAAACCCAACUUACUCGCAUGCUUACCUUUUUAGCUAACACCGGGUGUCAUCAAUCUGUUACGUUUUUGUGUUAUCUCCCCUUCCAGGUAAAAAAAAGUGAAAUGGUAACACUAGAGGUCACUUGGUAAUAAUUCUGACUUAUCUACAUGUUCAAGGCAUUUAUAUUUUUUUAGUUGCAUUAGUUAUAGGUAAUACUUGUCAUCAAUCAGAAUAAUGUGUCACCACAUGAAGUAUGACACUGUAUGACAGAGACAUUUGCUGUAAUAUAUUUGUUUGACAAGCACCCUGAAGCACUUUUGUACAGAUUUAACAUAAGCACGAGAGAUUCGUUUGGAAAAUGAAUAUUUCUAUUGUACAUCAGCAUGAUUGGAUUCUUGUUCACCAAAGUAAUAUUCUUUUCUUCAGUUGGCAGACAUCUACUGAGAGAAACAAAUAUAGGAACACAGGAGAAUUCAAGGGUUCCUGUAUAUUUUUCAGUUUUCAUCAGCUGCUUAGAAUAGUGCUGUGGGAGGAAAUCUGAGAAUAAAUAAAGUAACACUGGCAUGAAGUGGUGUUCCCUUACUUGUUUCCCUCAGUAUAUAAUGGAAAUACUACUUCUGUUGUCAUUCUAUGUGUAGUGAUGAAAUUGCUCUGUACACUCAGUAUCUAAAAGGUCAAAACAUUUUGGGGGAAAUCAGUUAUUCAAUGGAAAUACUACCAACUGGUUGUGAUAUUUUGUUUUCUUUGGCUGAGAGUUUGAUGAGUUUGGGUCUCUUCCCACAUUAAGUUUACAGCUGUACACUGAAAUACCGUUCAGAGCAGAAUAAUCAAAUGUUUUGAUGAAGACAAUUUCUAUUUUGUUCUGUUGUCAAGGUGACAAUUUAUUACUCAAAACAGAUUGGAACCAAAUAUGACAAUAGAUUUUAUUUUCAAGCUUCAAAUCAAAAUAAUAUUACUUUUAUCUUAUUUUUAGAGUAGAUCUUCAUCUACAUGACAGAAACAUAAUGUAUAAUUUGCUACAUGAAUGCAAAUUGAUAUGAAUAUGUGUUUGAAAUAUUAAUAUAUGUUCUUUCAAGAAUGUCUUAAGCACAUGACACUGCUGAUAAUUUAGUUUGAUGUUGUUUUUCAAAAUCUGGCUCUUUGGACAGUUGUUUUCAUGCCAGUAGACCAGUAGAAAUUAACAAGAAAUAUUUACUGCUGGCAUGAAUAGUAAAACCAAGGCUAGCUACGGUUGUUGACAUAUCAAUCCCUUCUUUGUCAAUUAUCAGUUCUGGUUUAUCCUAAUCUGUUCAACUCACUUUUCCCCACUGCUAUAAAAGUUAAACAGUACAUAUUUUAUCAUUGUUAGCACACAUUGGUGAGACUAAAACAUGAUUGGUUCUCUUGCUAAAAUUUGUUAAGAAUUGGUUGGCAAA
This is a messenger RNA of Haliotis rubra (blacklip abalone), 5347 nucleotides long. RefSeq names its product retinitis pigmentosa 1-like 1 protein. The record is from RefSeq and is a predicted model, not a curated record. The transcript is spliced from 24 exons. NCBI's taxonomy places the organism in Eukaryota, Metazoa, Mollusca, Gastropoda, Lepetellida, Haliotidae. The coding region runs from base 1 to 2277 and encodes 758 amino acids.